Messenger RNA from Hirsutella rhossiliensis, 4056 nucleotides. RefSeq names its product kinase. Lineage: Eukaryota; Fungi; Ascomycota; Sordariomycetes; Hypocreales; Ophiocordycipitaceae. The record is from RefSeq and is a predicted model, not a curated record. Gene Ontology annotation, cellular component: cytoplasm. The coding region runs from base 1 to 4056 and encodes 1351 amino acids. Gene Ontology annotation, molecular function: ATP binding; MAP kinase kinase kinase activity. Gene Ontology annotation, biological process: protein phosphorylation; stress-activated MAPK cascade. The transcript is spliced from 2 exons.
AUGGCGGACACGACGCCGCCCCGUGCCGUGCGCUUCUCGGACGGGGAGGAAGACGAGCAGCCCGAGAGGCUUGAGAGUGUCGUCGACUUGGAGGCCGACGAAGACUCGUCCCCCGGCUCCGAGACCGACCUUCACGCCAUCGAGGACCAUGACGACCUCGGCGAGCUCAGCAUGUACGCCGACACACCGACUCACCACGCCACAUCGAUGACGCAGCUGCCCCCGGGCACCGUCAGCAACGGCGCUCCGCCCAAAGGUCAGUGGAGCAGCCCCGGCGACGAGACGGCAUCCUUUGCCAAUGGCAGCCGGCCCCAGCGGCCCCUCGGCCCCGCCAGGACGCCCUCGAGCACCUACAACCCGGCGACUUCGAGAAAGCCCGCACUCCAGCAGCCCGCGCCCUCCUUUGUCGAGUCGAUCCGAUCGUCGUCCAAGACUCGGCCGAGGCAGAGCGAAAGCAGGUUCCGCGCGCAGGAGCGGGCCUACGUGCAGAAACUGCGCCAAGACUAUUCGGGCGAAUACUUCACCUCUUACCAGGCCGCCAACGGCAACGACUCCGACUCGGAAGGCGAGACGCCGUCCUCGGAAGGCCCCUACGAGGAGCGCCUCGACCAAGAGACCAUCAUGUUCUACGGAAAUGACGAACUCCAGCCCACCGAGGAAGACGUCAAGGACCCGGAGAACCGCGAACGCCUCGAGUGGCACGGCAUGCUCGCGGCCGUUCUGACUGGCGACGUGGUGCGCCAGGAGAAGAAGCGCUUGAUCGGCUCCGCGGACCAGCAAGCCAGCAAGAUGGCCCAUAAGUCUGAGCUCUGGCUGGGUGUCCGCGCCGAGUCAUGCGGCAGGCGUCUUCCCGUGCAGCGACGGAUGGUGGAGGAGUCGCGCGCCACGCUUGAUCGACUCCUGGACGAGAUCAUCAAUUUCGAGGUCAAGGGAGAGAGCGAGGUGGGAAAACCGCCGUACGAGCAGGUCAAGGACGUGGUGAGAAAGAUUGAAAAGUGCGAAAGCCUAUACCCGUCCUGGUCAUCGCUUGCAGCCGAGCACAAAGCUGCCGGCUCGCCCUCGUUUCACGAAGCAUACGACGCCAUCUUCUCGUGGUACAACACAAACGAGCUGAUCAGCACGGAGCUGUCCAUUCUCAAGAAGUGGGUCGGCAAUGAAGAGCUGGACUUUUCCCGCACCAAGCAGAGGUCGCCGGCCGUCAACGGCAUCACCACCGAUGAGACGUCCUUCCUCGACCGGCUAAUGAAGGAGGACGGCCUGCAGUCCCUCUACAACGACGACGAGCGGUCGACGCAAAAGGGCAUGCUGCGGCCCAUAUCCUCCAUCAUUAGCAAGAUUAAGGAGACGCUGAUCCGGAACUCUGCCCCCUUCCAGAAGCGUCAUCUCCCGCCCUAUCUCGAGGAGCUCUUGACUCUCAUCAGUUUCCCUUCCCGUCUCAUCGAGGAAAUCACCAAGACGCGUCUUGCGUACGCCAGGAGGGUCAAGGAAACGGCCCAGCAGAACCCUCUGAUGCUGGAUCAGAUGAUCUCCCAAUUCCAGCUGCUCCUGAAAUUCGCCAUCAGGAUCAAGCUCGAGUAUCUCUCCAUCGAGAGCCCAGAGCCCGGAUGGGACCUACCCCCUUGCAUCGACGAGUCCUUUGACCAGGUUGUCCUGGAAGCGCUCAAGUACUACUUCAAGAUGCUCAACUGGAAGCUCAGCGGCAACAAAAACACAUUCAAGGAGGCCGAGCUGCUGUUCCAGGAAUGGGACUUUGCCAACUACAUUGGCAGACACCUCCAGGGAGGCCACAUCGAGGUUGCUGAACAGUUCAGCUCGCUCACCUUUAAGGCUCUGAAUCGGCUGAGCCAGACGUUUGAAAAAGAGUUGCAGGUGAAGCCCAAGGAGAGCGCGGCCGAGAUGAGCAAGAGAUACAAGGCCUGCCUCGACUCAGUCCGCGUUCGCCAGCGGAUGCUCCAGCGGUUCUCGAGGAUGCUCAGCGACAACUACGAGCACGUCUCGGACUUUAGCAUCUCAUUCUCUCCCGAGGUGAUGCAAAAGUUUUACGACCAGUUGGUCGCCUCUGGCCAUUUCCGCGUGGAUACGGGCCCCUUGGAGAAGCAAGGCACGUACGUCAUUGCAUCGUCUCAGCUUCACAGGCGGCUCGAGGACAUACAGGCCAUGAUGGCCAUUACGUCCCAGGAGCGGUUCUGCGAAGACGACGGGGAGCAGUAUCUCUUGAUUCUGCGCCCCGAGGACAGCUUCAAUUGGUUUGGCGAAGUGAUUCCUGUUACGCUGCGGGAGCAAAACAUCGACUUGAAGCGCGGACAGGUCCGGCUCUGCGCCAUAGGAUCGCAGACUCUGCCGGAAGCGAGGAGAGCCUUUCUCGACGCCGUCGACAUGCACGUCGACCUCUUGCAGGAGUCCAGGUCCAACAUUCACAAAGUCAACACGAGGCUGUUGGAAAUCCGCAGAGUGGCUUACAAGCUGUCCAAUACAUUCAUGGACAGCGUCGAAAUCAUCAGGAAGCAGACCGAGGGCAAGGAUUGCCAGGAGCUCAUCCAGACGUGCUUCGUCUUUGCCACCGAGUUCGGCCAGCGAUCCCUCCUGUACAUGGACAGCAACCGGCGCCAGAUGAACAACCUUAAGCUGACCAAGCUCGCGCUCGACUGGGUAAGCUUCAUCUGCGACGACUGCAUCGCCUCGGACCGCAAAACCUUCCGCUGGGCUGUGCUCGCCCUCGAAUUCGCCAUGGGCAUGACGCGGGGCCGACACAUACUCGCCCUGGGCGAGGACGAGUACGCAAAGCUGCGGACAAAGGUGGGCGGGUGCAUGUCUCUGCUCAUCUCCCACUUUGAUAUUAUGGGGGCGAGGUCGAACCUGGCCGCCCAGGCGGAGAAGGAGAAGAUUGAGCAAUUGGUAGGGCAGUUUAGGAAGCUCGACAAGAACAGGAUGCUGGACGACGAGGAGGCGUCGCGGUGCAUUACGGAGCAGCGCGUGGGCCAGCUCGACAAGGUCGACGAGUACCGGCAGGAGAAGGAGGCGGAGCGGCGCGCACUGGGCCGGGUGCUCGAGACCAACAACGAGGCCGACCGGUCCCUGGCAUACCUCUCGUCUUCGGCGACCAAUGUGACGAUGCGCUGGCAGCAGGGCCACUUUGUCGGCGGCGGCACCUUUGGAAACGUCUACGCGGCCAUGAAUCUCGACUCCGGGCAUCUGAUGGCAGUCAAGGAGAUCCGACUUCAGGACCCGAAGCUGAUUCCGCAGAUAGCGGAGAAGAUCCGGGAGGAAAUGGGUGUCUUGGAGGUGCUGGACCAUCCCAACAUUGUGUCGUACCACGGCAUCGAAGUGCACCGCGACCGGGUCUACAUAUUCAUGGAGUUUUGCUCGGGCGGGUCGCUGGCAAGCUUGCUCGAGCACGGCAGGAUCGAGGACGAGCAGGUCAUCAUCUUUUACGCCCUGCAGCUACUCGAGGGACUCGUUUACUUGCACGAGAGGGGGAUCGCCCAUCGCGACAUCAAGCCAGAGAACAUUCUCCUCAACCACAACGGCAUCAUCAAAUACGUCGACUUCGGGGCCGCCAAAGUCAUCGCCCGUCAAGGCCGGACGCUGGCGGCGGACCUGCACGCGACGAAGCCGAACAAGUCGAUGACGGGGACGCCCAUGUACAUGUCUCCCGAGGUGAUCAAGGGGGAGAACCCGGGAAGGGCGGGGUCCGUCGACAUUUGGUCGCUCGGGUGCGUCAUCUUGGAGAUGUCGACGGGGAGGAGACCGUGGGCCAACCUGGACAACGAGUGGGCCAUCAUGUACAACAUUGCGCAGGGCAACCCGCCUCAGCUGCCGACGUCGGACCAGCUCAGCGCCGACGGCAUCGACUUCUUGAAGAAGUGCUUCUUUCGGGACCCCAAGGAGAGGCCGUCUGCCGUCGAGCUGCUGCAGCACGAGUGGAUCAUGGCGAUACGGAAUCAAGUGGUGGACCCGCUGACGCCGAGCGACGCCAGCGGGUCGAUUCAGUCGACGCCUAUGCUGACGGGCUCGAGCGGCCGGGGCAGCAGCGUGGGACCCGACGGAUUCUACUAG